AUGGCUUCCACAACCAACGACCAAGAGCUCUUGCCAGAGCAGACGGAGGGGUUCAAGGUGGGAGAGAAGAAGACGAUGGAUGAGUAUCAUAACAUGGAUGCCGAAGAUGAAGCCAUGCAACGCUACAAGCAAUCCCUUGGCCUCGGCGGCGGCGGCAAGGACCUCAGCGACCCCAACGACCCUCGCCACUGUAUCAUCCUAUCCUUAAGCAUGGAUUCGGAAGGCCGCCCUCCAGUCACCAUCGACCUGUCCACCAAAGGCUCCGAAGCCACCCUGAAAGAAAAGCCGUUCAAGAUCAAGGAGGGUGCUAAGUUCAGCAUGACCGCCAAGUUCAAGGUACAGCAUGAGAUUCUGAGCGGGCUGCAUUAUGUGCAGAUUGUGAAGAGGAAGGGUAUUCGAGUCAGCAAAGAUCAGGAGAUGAUUGGUUCCUACGCGCCAAACACAGACAAGACUCCCGUUUACUCCAAGCGUUUCGCCGAAGAAGACGCCCCCACCGGCAUGCUAGCACGAGGCCACUACACUGCCAUAUCAACCUUCAUAGACGACGAUAAGAAGCGCCAUCUAGAGUUCGAGUGGGCUUUCGAUAUUGCGAAGGACUGGUAG
Lachnellula hyalina is the source of this 603-nucleotide messenger RNA. Its product is annotated as Rho GDP-dissociation inhibitor. Gene Ontology annotation, biological process: Rho protein signal transduction. Gene Ontology annotation, molecular function: protein binding; Rho GDP-dissociation inhibitor activity. The coding region runs from base 1 to 603 and encodes 200 amino acids. Gene Ontology annotation, cellular component: cytosol; membrane; cytoplasm. The transcript has 4 exons. NCBI's taxonomy places the organism in Eukaryota, Fungi, Ascomycota, Leotiomycetes, Helotiales, Lachnaceae. The record is from RefSeq and is a predicted model, not a curated record.